Monoraphidium neglectum is the source of this 516-nucleotide messenger RNA. RefSeq lists its product as hypothetical. The transcript is spliced from 2 exons. NCBI's taxonomy places the organism in Eukaryota, Viridiplantae, Chlorophyta, Chlorophyceae, Sphaeropleales, Selenastraceae. Bases 1 to 516 code for a protein of 171 amino acids. The record is from RefSeq and is a predicted model, not a curated record.
AUGGCCUCCGGGGACGCAGGCUCUGGCCAGCAGGGCGGCGGCGGCGGCAGCAGCGGCGACGACGGCGGCAAGCGGCGGCAGUCCAGCGUGCCGUCGAACAACGCCGCCUUCGACAGCAAGAACGGCAGCGGCAGCGGCGGCGGCAACACCGGGCCGCGGAGCGGGGCGGGCAGCAACCCGCAGCACAAUGGCAGCCAGAACGGCUCAGGUGGCAACGGCUCAGGUGGCAACGGGUCUGGUGGCAACGGGUCUGGCGGCCACGGCUCUGGCGGCAACGGCCACAGCACUACUAAGUUCCAGCAGCAGCAGCAGCAACAGCAGCAGCAGGACGGGCACGCGACGUCGCAGCUGCAGCCGGCCGCGCCGGCGCCUUCCCCGCCGAGCAAGCAGGCGGCUGCGGCAGACGCCGGCGCCGCUGCCGCGGCGGGGGCGCCUGAGCCGGCGCCGAUGGAGGUGGACCGCGAUCGUGUCGGCUCGCCUGAGGGCGUUGCGCCGGCCGCCAGCCCGGCGCCGUAG